Molecule: messenger RNA, 2520 nt
Organism: Vombatus ursinus (common wombat)
Lineage: Eukaryota; Metazoa; Chordata; Mammalia; Diprotodontia; Vombatidae
Product: GTPase IMAP family member 8-like
Exons: 6
Coding region: 408-2327 (639 amino acids)
Cellular component (GO): endoplasmic reticulum
Molecular function (GO): GTP binding
Source: RefSeq, a predicted model, not a curated record
UCCCUCUUCCUGGAGUACUCAUGGCACAGAGUAGCUUUCAUUUUCUUCUAAGUCACACAGUUUCUCUUUAAAACAGGCUAUUAACCAGCAGUCCCUGAGAGAGGAAAAAGAAGGCUGCUGAUCCAGGAAAGACAGGAAAAGAACAGCUGACUUUUGUCCUAAACCCCUCUCCACCAAGACCCUCUUCCUUCUGGCAGAUUCUAUGACCUUUCUGAAGAUCUCGGGGUUGCAGGGUAUGGUAGGUAGGUAGGAUUCUAAAGGAUCACUGAGAAAGCCCUCCACCUGGUGUCUCCUUUGGCCACCAUUCUGACCAGCUCACCAGAUCACUUGUGACCAAGAGCUGAAGACUUGCUUCUUUCAACAGACAAGCUCCGUUCAGGCUCAAAUAGUCUGAUGAAAUUUUCUAAAUGCUGAAUUUUCCUCAGUUGCUUCAGCAAGCUACAGAUAUGGAUCAUCAAGAAGGACUCCAUGACCAACAACUAGGGUCUGGGUACAGGAAAGAGCAUGAGCAGGAUAAUGACAUAGACGAACUGAGGAUUCUGCUUGUAGGGAAACAUGGUUCAGGAAAAAGUGCUGCAGGAAACAGAAUCCUGGGCAAGCGUGUGUUUGAAUCCAGAUUCAGUGAGCAGCCAGUGACCCAAGAGUGCAAGACAGAGCAGCGAACCUGGAGACACAGAAAAGUUGUGCUCAUUGACACUCCAGAUAUCUUUUCCCAAAGACAUUCCCAGAAACAGCUGGACCAUCUCUCCUCUGUGAUCUCUCCAGGCCUGCAUGCCCUCCUCCUAGUGACCCCACUGGGCUUCUACACAGAGGAAGAUGAGACAGUGGUGGAAAACAUCAAGAAGGUUUUUGGAGAGAAAGCUCUCAAGAGACAUGUGAUCAUUCUGUUCACCCGGCAAGAAGACUUCACAGGAAGAGACCUGAUGGUGUUCAUAAAGAAUGCAGAUAAACGUCUUCAGAAACUCAUUUGGGACUGUAGAUUUCAGUACUAUGCUUUCAAUUACCGGGUCACUGGAAAGGAGGAACAACAUCAAGUAAAAGGGCUCUUGGAGGAGAUCGACAAAAUGGUAGAAAGGAAUGGAGGGAUUGAGCACAUGAUAGAGCCCAAGCACAUGAUACAGCCCAAGCAGGACAAAGAGAUGGAUGAAUUGAGGAUUCUUCUUGUGGGGAAACAUGGUUCAGGGAAAAGUGCUGCGGGAAACAGCAUCCUGGGCAGGCGUGUGUUUGAGUCCAGACUCAGUAAGCAACCAGUAACCCAAGUGUGUAGCAAAGAAGAGCGGAUUUGGAGACAAAAAAAAGUUGUGCUCAUUGACACUCCAGAUAUCUUUUCCCAAAUGGACUCCCAGAAAGAGCUUCACCAUCUUGCCUCUCUAUGCUACCCAGGCCUGCAUGCCCUCCUCCUAGUGACCCUUCUGGGCUCCUACACAGAAGAAGAUGAGACAGUGGUGAGGAACCUCAAGAAGGUUUUCAGAGAGGAAGCUCUCAGGAACCAUGUGAUCAUUCUAUUCACCCGAAAAGAAGAUUUGGCGGGAAGGGACCUGAUGGAGUUCAUAAAGACCAUGGAUAAACCUCUUCAGAACCUCAUUUGGGGAUGUGGAUUUCAGUACUAUGCUUUCAGUUACCAAGUCACAGAAGAGGAAGAACAACUCCAAGUGAAUAGGCUUCUGGAGAAGAUCAACAAAAUGAAGUGUGACAAUGGAGACCAACUUUGUAUCUUUGCUACUAGACCUGAUACACUGAACCUCAUCAUAGUAGGAAAGUGUGCAGCUGAGAAGAGCUCAACAGGGAACACCAUUCUUGGAAGGAAGGAAUUUCUAGACCAUGUUCAAAGAGAGCCAGUCAUCAAAACCUGUAGAAAACAUGUUAAGGACCUGGAAAGUACUAUUGUGGUUGUUGAUACCCCAUCAUUUUACCUUCCAUUAGAGAGUGAAGAAGAUCUCUAUAAACAAGGAAGAGAGAUCAUUCGCAUCCUUAAUUUGCUUGAAGGACCCAAAGUUUUUAUUCUGGUGAUUCAGAUGGGACAAUUCACUCAAGAAGAUGAGAAGACCAUUGAAGUAUUAGAAGCCAUAUUUGGAACAGAGGUCACCAAGUCCAUGAUUGUGCUUUUCACUAGAAAGGAUGAUCUAGAACCUUAUACAAUGGAAGAUUACAUCAAGAAUUUCACUAAUGAACCUCUUAAAAAGUGGAUUGAACAAUGUGGAUACAGAUUAUGCGCUUUUAACAACAAAGAAAGUGGCCUGGCCCAGGAAAAGCAGGUAAAUGAACUUUUGGAAAUGGCUGAUGAACUGGUCCAGUAUCAUGGAGGCCAAGGCUUUGCAUUCAAUUAACCUUGAAGCUUAUGUCAAAAGAAUCAAAAUCACCAAAAGAGGCAGUGGAAUAUACUGUCAUAGAAGUAAAAUUUGUAAUAAUUUCACUUAUUUUCCAGCUGCUGGAGUACCUGGGAAUCCAUUUAAAAAAUAAUAUUGGUCUUUACAUAGCACCUUAGGGUUUGCAAAGCUCUUUACAUAUGUUAACUCAUAU